Molecule: messenger RNA, 3091 nt
Organism: Schistosoma turkestanicum
Lineage: Eukaryota; Metazoa; Platyhelminthes; Trematoda; Strigeidida; Schistosomatidae
Source: the annotation of a GenBank genome assembly
GUAAAACCUCCACAUCGUCCAAAGUUGACUGCUCCUUCAACUCCUGUCAAUAUUACAAUUAUUAUAACUCCACCAGAAAGUCCAUCCUCAAAACCGAAACUUGACAUAUCCUGGCAACAACCUGAUGACAUUCCAGUUACCAACUUCUACAUAGAAUUAAAACCAUCAAACUCUAAAACUUGGCAAGAUGUGUCUGCUGACUUCAUUAUUACUGAACCUCAUGCAAUAUUACCAACUGAUAAUUUACAAGAAUUUGUCAGUUAUGAAUUUCGAGUUAUUGCUGAAAAUGAAGUAGGCAAAAGUGAACCAUCACUGCCGUCAAAUUCCAUUGAAUUAGGCACACCGCUGGAAUUCAUUCGCCCGUUGACGGAUGUAACUGUCAGCUCAGUGACAAAUGAGCCGGUCAUCCUGGAAUGUGAACUCUCUCGAACUCCACGUGACAAGAUUCAAUGGUUUAAGGAUGGGAAAGCACUACCCAGCAGACUACCUAGUAGAAUAAAAGUUGAAGAGUUGGAGAAUGGAAAAGUUCACCGAAUUACUUUCAGUCCAUUGACAGACGAAGAUCUAGGUGUUUAUUCUGUGAAAGUAGAGAAUUUGACAAAUGAAGCACGAGUAGAUAUGAAGAUUGCGCCAACAUUGAAACUGUCGGAAUCAUUCUCUAACAAAGUCAUUAUGAAAGCAGGAGAGGCAGCCGUCUUCGAAAUACCAUUCGUUGCCAGUCCGAAACCGACAGUGACCUGGUCAUGGCGACCAAGAACACGUCCUGAUGCGGAGUUAGGAUCGGCUCAAAGUCCACGAUUCAAGGCUGACGUGGUGUCCGGACUGACGUCAUUGCCAGUGAGUAAGGUGAAGCGUGAGGAUGCUGGUGAGUACUGUGUGGUUAUCAGUAAUGAAUUGGGUGAGGUGACGGUGAGCAUUGAGUUGAUUGUAUUGGAUAAGCCGUCUGUACCUCGUAACUUAGUCGUGAGUGAGAACAAUGGCGAGAGUGUUUUGUUCAGUUGGACGGAGCCAGAAUUCCUCGGUAUUCAUCCUGAUGUAGGAGUUAGUGAUGCAUUGAGUUACGUUGUCGAGAUGCGUGAGUCAAGUCAACGUGCUAGCAGGUCGGUGACAGUGACGAGUGAAUUGAAUACUCGUAUAGACAAAUUGCUUGUGAACAAGUCGUAUGUGUUUAGUGUUGCAGCCAAAAAUGAUGUUGGUCAGUCGGAAUUCGCUGAAACGAGUCCAGUUUCAACGAAGUUGGAAUAUGGCCCACCACCGAGUCCAGUCAAUGUGAGGGCAGUCGUCAAUCCAGAGAAGGCGUCGAUAAAAGACCAAACAAUAGAACUGACAUGGGAACAACCAACCGACCAAGUGUCUGCCAGUGGACCAGUCACAAACUUCUACAUUGAAUUGAAGCCCGAAGAUUCAACUAGAUGGCAAGACGUGAGUGCCGACUUCACAAUCACUGAACCACACUUCACUCUUCCCACUGAUAAAUUGCAAGAGUUUGUGAGCUAUGAGUUUCGUGUGACAGCAGAGAAUAAAGCUGGCAAGAGUAAACCUUCUUCACCAUCGAACGCAGUUCAGCUAGGCACACCGCUGGAAUUCAUUCGCCCGUUGACGGAUGUAACUGUCAGCUCAGUGACAAAUGAGCCGGUCAUCCUGGAAUGUGAACUCUCUCGAACUCCACGUGACAAGAUUCAAUGGUUUAAGGAUGGGAAAGCACUACCCAGCAGACUACCUAGUAGAAUAAAAGUUGAAGAGUUGGAGAAUGGAAAAGUUCACCGAAUUACUUUCAGUCCAUUGACAGACGAAGAUCUAGGUGUUUAUUCUGUGAAAGUAGAGAAUUUGACAAAUGAAGCACGAGUAGAUAUGAAGAGCCCACCACCGAGUCCAGUCAAUGUGAGGGCAGUCGUCAAUCCAGAGAAGGCGUCGAUAAAAGACCAAACAAUAGAACUGACAUGGGAACAACCAACCGACCAAGUGUCUGCCAGUGGACCAGUCACAAACUUCUACAUUGAAUUGAAGCCCGAAGAUUCAACUAGAUGGCAAGACGUGAGUGCCGACUUCACAAUCACUGAACCACACUUCACUCUUCCCACUGAUAAAUUGCAAGAGUUCGUGAGCUAUGAGUUUCGUGUGACAGCAGAGAAUAAAGCUGGCAAGAGUAAACCUUCUUCACCAUCGAACGCAGUUCAGCUAGGCACACCGCUGGAAUUCAUUCGCCCGUUGACGGAUGUAACUGUCAGCUCAGUGACAAAUGAGCCGGUCAUCCUGGAAUGUGAACUCUCUCGAACUCCACGUGACAAGAUUCAAUGGUUUAAGGAUGGGAAAGCACUACCCAGCAGACUACCUAGUAGAAUAAAAGUUGAAGAGUUGGAGAAUGGAAAAGUUCACCGAAUUACUUUCAGUCCAUUGACAGAAGAAGAUCUAGGUGUUUAUUCUGUGAAAGUAGAGAAUUUGACAAAUGAAGCACGAGUAGAUAUGAAGAUUGCGCCAACAUUGAAACUGUCGGAAUCAUUCUCUAACAAAGUCAUUAUGAAAGCAGGAGAGGCAGCCGUCUUCGAAAUACCAUUCGUUGCCAGUCCGAAACCGACAGUGACCUGGUCAUGGCGACCAAGAACACGUCCUGAUGCGGAGUUAGGAUCGGCUCAAAGUCCACGAUUCAAGGCUGACGUGGUGUCCGGACUGACGUCAUUGCCAGUGAGUAAGGUGAAGCGUGAGGAUGCUGGUGAGUACUGUGUGGUUAUCAGUAAUGAAUUGGGUGAGGUGACGGUGAGCAUUGAGUUGAUUGUAUUGGAUAAGCCGUCUGUACCUCGUAACUUAGUCGUGAGUGAGAACAAUGGCGAGAGUGUUUUGUUCAGUUGGACGGAGCCAGAAUUCCUCGGUAUUCAUCCUGAUGUAGGAGUUAGUGAUGCAUUGAGUUACGUUGUCGAGAUGCGUGAGUCAAGUCAACGUGCUAGCAGGUCGGUGACAGUGACGAGUGAAUUGAAUACUCGUAUAGACAAAUUGCUUGUGAACAAGUCGUAUGUGUUUAGUGUUGCAGCCAAAAAUGAUGUUGGUCAGUCGGAAUUCGCUGAAACGAGUCCAGUUUCAACGAAGUUGGAAUAUG